GCUCAAAACACCAUCGAGCAGUUAUUAGAAACUACAAGCUUCCGGACUCCCCCACUCUCAGAAUGGAACGCUCCAUAGUCAUUGAAAGCUACCUGGUUUGUUUGCAGCUUGUGCACCAGCGAUGGAGGAUAUAAGAGUAUUUCCUUUGUCAUGUGUGGUACAAAACUACGCCUGGGGAAAAGUUGGAAUGGACAGUGAAGUAGCCAAACUGGUUACUGGAGACGAUCCUCAGGCGUUUAUUAAACAUGAUCAACCAUAUGCUGAGCUCUGGAUGGGUACGCACCCUAAAGGGGAUGCCUGCAUCAAAGACAACAGGAUACCACAGAGGACUCUUGGUCAGUGGAUUGCAGAAAAUCCAGCAUGCUUAGGGUCAAAGGUCAAAAACACCUUUCAUGGACAACUGCCGUUUCUUUUUAAAGUCCUGUCUGUGAAAACAGCAUUAUCAAUUCAGGCCCACCCUAACAAAGAGUUGGCUGUCCAGCUACAUGACCAGUUUCCUGAGCACUAUCCUGACAACAACCAUAAGCCUGAGAUGGCCAUAGCACUAACACGGUUUGAGGGUCUAUGUGGCUUUAGGCCACUGGAGGAAAUCUCAACUUUUCUGAAAGCUGUUCCAGAGUUUCAUACUCUAAUAGGAGAUGAAGCUUCAGAGGAAUUACAGAACAGUGCUGAAGACCCGCGCCGCGCUGCAAAGGCUUUGAAGAUGUGCUUCACCAGAAUGAUGACUUGUGAAAAGAACGUUUUUGUGGAUCAGCUCAACAUGCUGGUAAAAAGAAUCACAGAUGAUGAAGAAACCGGUAAAGAUACAUCAGGAAGUCACGGGAAGCUUUUGCUGCGACUAAAUUCUCAGUUCCCAGGAGAUAUAGGAUGCUUCUCCAUCUACUUUCUCAACCAUAUGAUUCUGGAGCCGGGUCAAGCCAUGUUCCUGGGGGCCAGUGAGCCACAUGCUUACUUGAGUGGAGACUGCAUUGAGUGCAUGGCCUGUUCAGAUAAUACAGUGCGUGCUGGAUUAACCCCCAAAUACAUUGAUGUCAACACACUGUGUGAGAUGCUCAACUACACCCCUGGUCCACCUGACUCUAAGAUUUUCCCCUGUAAGCAAUGCUGCUCAGAUCCCUUUGUCCACCUCUAUGAUCCGGCUGUUCCAGACUUCUCCGUUAUGAGGAUUGAGAUCCCAAGUGCUGUAAAGGAAUACACCAUUAACCCAGUGGACAGUGCUGGCAUCCUGCUGGUGAUCAGUGGUGAGGCAACUGCUGCUGUUCCCUCUUCCUUCUCUGAUUUGAUCUUGAGAAAAGGUUCUGUCCUUUUCAUCUCGGCCAAUGAGGGUGUCUCUCUGCGUGUGAGUUCGACAUGUGGGAUGACAAUGUACCGUGCAUGCUGUUUAUUAUAGCAACCUUGAACCUUCAGUACUUUUCUAAUAUAAAUGUUUAUGUUUUAGACUUAGGGCAUAUGGGUCACCAUGAUUAAUGUUCUGAGCUGAUAAUUUAAUUAUAUAUAAUUGAUGUCUGUGAAAAGUAUACAUUUCUUAAUUAUUGUGAAUCUUUAGCCACUUUCCUGAACAGAUUUCUUAGCCCUGCCUUGUUACUGUGUGUGAUUGAAUCUGACAUAUAAUAUCUGUGCAUGUCUACAUAAAUUGAGCAGAUUUUUAAGCAUUGUGUAUAUGAAUGAUCCAGAAUGCACUUCUUUUCUGUGAAUCAACACAAGCAAUGUAUUUAUAUUUGAUAUGUGAAAUUGAAGGGAUGUAAAACAUUUUUGCACUUUUUUUUCUUUGUUGGUUAUGAGGCACAGGUUACGGUAUUGCUUGUGGAAUUUAGCAAACACUUUUGUCCAAAGUGACUUAAAAAUUGACGGUAAAGAAUUUUAAAAAGUUGGUAAUAUGAUGGAACAUAAAACAGUACACCCCAUUCAUAGUAUGCCAGGGUUAUUCCAUAUUAGUAGUCAUUCAGUGAUCCGUGAAAUCUGUGACCAUUGAUUAGUGCAUUAAUAUUCAUCACAGUGGUGUCCAUCAUGAUCAAUGUUCUAUCCCAUUAGAAGACUUCCGUUACUAGCCCUACUUGUAAUACCUCCUGUUGAUAGAGGGCUUCCUAAGCUAAAUGGACAAGGUUUUUGAGUAGGGUUUGCCUGACAGUUAAAACAUCACUGAUGUGUGUGAGUAUGUCACAGAGAUGAAAUGUAUGUUUUAGAUGUGUUCUUUUAAGCAGACUUAUUUGCUAUUGUGCUGUGAUUCUACUUUAUGGAUAAGGCCGAUUAGGCUACUAGAUAUUCAAGGUCAAGGAUAAUAACAGCCAUGCUGAUAAACUUUAUUGUACAAGUUCAAAAAAGUAUGGUGGGUAAGAUGUGUAGUAGUUAAACUAAAAUUAUAUAUUAGGCUAAUUAUCAUUAAUAAUUAUAGUGUGAACUGAAGUAAUUAUUUAUGCCAGGGAAAAUAGGAGUCAAUGUUGAAAUCAGUUGUAGAGUAUAAAAGCAACACAUUACAUUAUUUAUUUCUAAUGGGAUUUUUUAAAUUUCUUUCUAUCUUUUUGGGGUAUGUAGUUUACUCAUACACUGCUUUCAUUGGUUUCUAUAUGAGGGAUGGAGUGUUUUUCCAAUUGUGCUCUUGAGGGACAUAAAGGAUUAUUUGGGGUUCAUAUAACUGUUUCUUGGAAAUGAUAGAAUGGUUUUGUAUGUUUGAACAUAAACUGUAGCAUGUUCCUUUGGAAUAAUUGUGCUUUAUCCCAAAUACACUGUUUAUCCCACGGAAA
This is a messenger RNA of Sardina pilchardus (European sardine), 2741 nucleotides long. RefSeq names its product mannose phosphate isomerase (gene mpi). Gene Ontology annotation, biological process: GDP-mannose biosynthetic process; carbohydrate metabolic process. Bases 122 to 1390 code for a protein of 422 amino acids. Gene Ontology annotation, cellular component: cytosol. NCBI's taxonomy places the organism in Eukaryota, Metazoa, Chordata, Actinopteri, Clupeiformes, Clupeidae. The record is from RefSeq and is a predicted model, not a curated record. The transcript has 8 exons. Gene Ontology annotation, molecular function: mannose-6-phosphate isomerase activity; zinc ion binding.